AUGUCACGAGCGAUUUCGACCUCCGCUAAACACGUUCCUUACAUCCCGAUCAUGUCAAACACAGAUCAAUAUACUGUUGGUUGGAUAUGUGCGUUGCAGACAGAAUAUCUCGCUGCCCGGGCUUUUCUUGAGAAAAGACAUGACCCACCGGAAGAACUCUCGCCAAAUGAUAAUAAUCAUUACACUCUGGGAGAAAUCAGGGGUCACCAGGUCAUUAUCGCAGUUCUUCCAGAUGGAGAGUACGGGACAUCAUCGGCAGCCUGUGUUGCGAGGGAUAUGUUGCACAGCUUUCCAAACAUCCGAUUCGGGCUCAUGGUGGGGAUCGGUGGGGGUGCACCAACCAAGCAGGACAUCCGUCUUGGUGAUAUCGUUGUGAGCUCAUCUCGGAGCGGCCAUAGUGGCUUACUCCAAUAUGACUUUGGCAAGGAGAUCCAAGGCUACGAGUUUCAUCAAACGGGGUUCUUGAAUCAACCACCACCCAUCUUGCGAACGGCUGUAGCUGGGCUCCGAACACAAUAUGAGGAGGAGGGCCACCGGUUGAAGGAAAGCAUUCAAAGCGUGCUUGAAGGGAACAAAAGACUCAGACGAAAAUACGCACCACCUCCCCUUGAAAGCGACCGGCUUUAUGACAGCCAAUACACCCACCAAGACUUGCCCUCGAACUGCGCUGAGAUCUGUGAUGAGUGGAAAUUAAUCCUUCGACUACAGCGAACCGAGGAUGAGGAUAACCCUGCCAUCCAUUAUGGUUUGAUUGCAUCUGGGAAUAGAUUGAUGAGAAAUGCAAUGUUUCGGGACAAGCUCGCAGAAGAGCAAGAUGUUCUAUGUUUCGAAAUGGAAGCCGCGGGACUGAUGAACCAUUUCCCCUGUUUAGUCAUUCGUGGUGUUUGUGACUAUGCCGACUCCCAUAAAAACAAGGAAUGGCAAGGAUACGCGGCAAUGAUGGCUGCUGCAUAUGCAAAAGACCUGUUGCAUCAAAUUGUCCCUCAGCGGGUGAGCCAUGAGCGGAAAGCCACUGAAGCUAUACGCGGUUAG
Messenger RNA from Aspergillus candidus, 1032 nucleotides. RefSeq names its product nucleoside phosphorylase domain-containing protein. Gene Ontology annotation, biological process: nucleoside metabolic process. Lineage: Eukaryota; Fungi; Ascomycota; Eurotiomycetes; Eurotiales; Aspergillaceae. Gene Ontology annotation, molecular function: catalytic activity. Bases 1 to 1032 code for a protein of 343 amino acids. The record is from RefSeq and is a predicted model, not a curated record. The transcript is spliced from 2 exons.